AGAGAAAAUUCCAUAGAUGAUAGAUGUUUCUUGCUACAUGUCCGACCUGACGUUUACAAUUACUCUUCUAAUUCUGUAAUGGGGAAACCAUAUUUCGUAGAUAUACCUUCUCCACAUCAGAUGGUCAACUGCACAAUUCAUACUACAUGUUUACUUCCUAUAUACAUCGUUUCAUCUGUAAAAGUGAAUGACAUACAGGUGACUGAAAGCUUCAUUGAUAAGUACCAGAUCAGCAAGAUCAAGAAUGUUACACAUAAAGGUCAGCCAGUUUACCAAGCAGAGCUUCAAUUUAAAUCUUUUGUGCUGGGAAACAAGAAAAUUUGCUUGAUAGCAAAAGAUAUCAUUGGAGCUGAAAGUGAAAAAGUUUGCAUCACCAGCCAUAUAGACCCUACAGAUGCGUGCAUGUCAGCACCGUGUAAAAACUACGCCACCUGCGUCACUGAUAGUAGGACCGGGAAUUUUAAAUGCAUUUGCCGACCUGGAUCAACUGGCAAAAUUUGCGAGAUAUGGACAGACCCGUGUGUUCCAGAUCCAUGUGUACGUAAUACUACGUAUGCUUGUUUACAUGGAGUAUGUUAUUGUAAACCUGGAUUUACUGGAAGAACAUGCGAAAUAAGUGAGUUAAAUAAAUGA
Ruditapes philippinarum (Manila clam) is the source of this 633-nucleotide messenger RNA. Its product is annotated as protein jagged-2-like. Lineage: Eukaryota; Metazoa; Mollusca; Bivalvia; Venerida; Veneridae. Gene Ontology annotation, biological process: heterophilic cell-cell adhesion; establishment or maintenance of epithelial cell apical/basal polarity. The transcript is spliced from 7 exons. Bases 79 to 633 code for a protein of 184 amino acids. Gene Ontology annotation, cellular component: plasma membrane; protein-containing complex. The record is from RefSeq and is a predicted model, not a curated record.